AUGGAAGGGUCCAGUAACCAGAUAAGUUCGAGUAACCAUAUAAGUUCGAGUGAACUCGACGCUUCUAUAAAAAAGGUCAUAUUGGGAGCUGAUGGUUUGAUUAUUAAAGAAAGUAUCUUCAAACCUAUCAAAGUGGGUUCGAGAGAAAUUUUGCUGCUUUCAAUGGUAAUGGAUGAACACCUUCAGGAUCUUAUGAAAGAAAUGGAUUGGAAAUGUUUUCACAGGGUGUAUUUCUCCAUACCAUUCGAGAGAGAGGCACCGUUUUUUAAAAACAAAGGACUGGAAGAAACUUUUUAUCCCACUGGAUUGACUGAAGAAGCAGAUAUUUACUUGUAUGAUGUGGAACCCAAAUGGACAGGAAGAAUAGAAAGGAGUUGGUUUGAUGACAAGUUCAAAAAGCUAGAUAAGAAACUUGAUGAAGUUUUAACCAAAGUGGUUGCUGAUUACCGAUCUUUAGAUAAGAAAACAGAACUGGAAGACCCAUCCGCCUAUCAAUUAAUUCGUAAGUUUGGACGUUUAAAGGAAAACUUUAUAGCAUUAUCUUACCCUUUUGAAUCGAAUGCAUGGUUAGUAAGCUCAGAUCUAUUCCAAUUCAUGGAAAGAUGGCUUGCCAUGUUAGAUAUAAAUUAUAAAUUUGGUCCUCGAAGUUUCGAACUUGAUGACAUAUAUUUGGGAUCCAAGAUUCGGUGCAUGUUUGAGUAUGGUAAAGACACCGAUCUAUUCUUCUUCGUUCACAAGAAGAAUGGGUUGAAACAUUGGGUAGAUGAAGAGACCAGAUUCAUAAAAAACACCCCUCAAAUGAAUUCAAUAAUCAAAGAAGCACUGAAGUACAUGAUAGGUACUAAGAUUGAUUGUUGUUUAAUCACAGACCUCGAGACUUCUAUUUUGCUUCAACUUGAUUUUGAAACCUCCAAGGGAGGGAAUUUCAGGGGCAAGGCUGUCGUUCCAUUCAAAUAUUAUGUCUGUUUUUCAGAUGACGUUACUUAUACUCUUCAUGCAAUCUUGUGUUCCGUGAUUUACUAUCAGAAAUGUCGUAGAGAAGCUGAAGAUUCAAGUUGUUUGGAUAACGUGAAGAAGUUAAGGACUCUAUUGAUCAACCAAAUUACUUUGAAUCCUAGUAGUAAAAUCACCAGAAGUGUUGUGAUUGAAAAGGAUGACACAAGACCUUCUAUUGAUAACGUUGAUGAGAAAGAUUGGAAGAGCUCCUUCAAUCCUAGUACCAUAAACAACUUUCAUUACCAACCCCUCAAUUUACAUUUGAAUGACCAAGAGUAUGAACUUCUACAAAUAGGCGGCCCACGAUCAACCACUGUCUUAAAGUUGAACAGAUCUGCCAUUGACAAAAAUUUGUCUCAUUUAAAUCUAUCCAAAACUGUGAAUCAUGUGAUAGUAAAAGUUUAUGAUUUGUCAAGAGCAGAAGAAUAUUAUUGGAUGAAUGAUUUGGAAUAUCAUAUUGAAUUAGAAGAACUCCGUCCUUUUUACGAUGAGUGCUUUUGUGCCGAAACCGAAAGUUAUGAGCGUAUAAUGGCAUACAAUAAGUGCAUUGAUUACAAUAGCCGGGUCAACAUCCCAAAGAUGUAUGAAUAUGGUGAAAUCAAAAUCUUUAAGGAAGGCUGUUUGGUAUGUUUUGGGUGGCAUUUGAUACUUGAAUACCUCGAAAAGGAUGAAGAUCAAAUGUUCGAUUUCGAAGAAGCUAAAAGACAGGUGGACAUUUUAGGAAAUCUAGGAAUUCUUCAUAACAAAAUAUCUAGUGGAAACAUUAUAGUUUCUAAGAAGAACUUCCAUCUUAUUGACUUCUCUAAUGCCAAAUUGGAUGAGUUUGAGUAUGAUUUUGCUAAAGAUCAAGAUAAGUUAAAAAAAGUAUGGGAGAAGAUAAAUAAGUCAUGA
This is a messenger RNA of Yamadazyma jaroonii, 1887 nucleotides long. The record is from the annotation of a GenBank genome assembly. NCBI's taxonomy places the organism in Eukaryota, Fungi, Ascomycota, Pichiomycetes, Serinales, Debaryomycetaceae.